Molecule: messenger RNA, 764 nt
Organism: Sipha flava (yellow sugarcane aphid)
Lineage: Eukaryota; Metazoa; Arthropoda; Insecta; Hemiptera; Aphididae
Gene: Prx5
Product: peroxiredoxin-5, mitochondrial
Exons: 5
Coding region: 253-723 (156 amino acids)
Biological process (GO): cellular response to oxidative stress; hydrogen peroxide catabolic process; cell redox homeostasis
Cellular component (GO): peroxisome; cytoplasm; mitochondrion
Molecular function (GO): thioredoxin peroxidase activity
Source: RefSeq, a predicted model, not a curated record
AGUACAGGGUUGCACGUUCAAAAUUUUUUUCUAGUGUAUAGGUACGUAUCCUCGACGACGUCGUUGUUCCUUUGCAUAAAUUUGUUCAUUAUUUAUUAUUAAAUAAAUCAUCGCUGACCACCAUUGUCUACAACGGUCGAUCAAAGUUCACUUAUUUAUAUACAAACAGCUGGACCAACGAGAACACUGAGUGCUGGCCCGUUGGUGAACACGGUUACCAAACGUCUAUUAAGCGUCUGCCAAAAUUCGAAAAUGCCAGUCAAAAUUGGAGAUAGCGUGCCCAGCAUCAACUUGUACGAAAACACGCCAGCCAACAAGGUCAAUCUAUCUGAGCUGUGUAAUGGAAAAACUGUUAUACUUUUUGCUGUUCCCGGAGCUUUUACUCCUGGUUGCUCUAAAACUCAUUUGCCAGGCUAUGUAGAUUCUGCUACAGACCUAAAAAGCAAAGGUGUUGAUGAAAUUGUUUGUGUCUCUGUAAAUGAUGCAUUUGUCAUGGCAGCUUGGGCUCUAGAUCAAAAAGCUGAAGGAAAAGUACGCUUAUUAGCUGAUCCCAACGCUGAACUAACUAAAGCAUUUGAUCUAGCUAUUGAUUUGCCACCACUAGGUGGCAUUCGUUCCAAGAGAUACUCAAUGUUAAUCAAAAAUGGUAAAGUGGAACAAUUAAAUGUUGAACCAGAUAAUACUGGAUUAUCCUGCUCUUUAGUUAACAAAAUUGUUUUGUAAUACACUUAACAUUUUUAAUAUACUCAUUUAAAAUGUAUUGA